AUGCAGGCCCGGGCCAUUGAUGGCGGUGAGCAAUACUUUUCGCGGGCCGUUGACUUCGGCUACAGCAAAACGGCCGAGGAAACGCUGGAAUUCUGGGACAAAGACAAAAUUCUUUCAGACGUAGUGUGGGUUAUCCGCAAGUUCAGGCCCGAUGUGAUUAUCACGCGCUUUCCAGCGGAUGCACGGGGAGGCCACGGCCAUCACACGGCCAGCGCGGUGCUGGCGCUUGAGGCUUUCGAUAUUGCCGGCAAAGAAACGGCCUAUCCUGAGCAGUUGGAAUACGUUCAGCCCUGGCAGCCCAAACGCAUUUUCUGGAACCACAGCACCUGGUGGAACCAAAAUUUAGACAGCAUUGCCCAGGCCAACCCCGAUUACACGGUAGUAGAAGUUGGCGAAUACAACCCGGUUUUAGGUUUUUCUACCAACGAGCUGGCCAGCUUUAGCCGCACCCAGCACAAAAGCCAGGGCUUUGGGGUUUCGGUUGACCGCGGUUCGGUGAAGGAAUACCUCCAGCUUUUAAAAGGCGAGAAACUGGACGGCCAUAUUUUUGACGGCAUUAAUACGGGCUGGGCACGCUAUGGCUGGCCCGAAGGCGAUGAGCUGAUGCAGCGGAUUUUGGAGAACUACGAUGUGAGCAAUCCCGCGGCCAGCAUACCGGCCCUGAUGAAAUUUUGGGAGGCCUCGCAGUUGCUGGCGCAAGAAGAUGUUCGGAGAGAUUUGAACCGACAGUUGCAAAACCUGAUGGCCCAAAUGCUGGGGCUGCACGUGGAGCUAACCGCCACCAAAGAAUACCUUACCCAGGGUGAAGAAGUGCAACUUAACCUCCGCGCCAUAAAACGGGCGGCUCCCGCGUUGGAGCUGAGCAAUAUUCGUCUCAACGCGGUAGACUUUCCCGUGAAAAAGGAUUUGCCGCAAAACCAGGAGGUGAACCACGAAGUAAAAGCCACCGUAUUCCAGGAAAACUCACAACCCUAUUGGCUGCAAUCUCCUUACCGGUACAUCUACCAGGUGGAUGACCAGGAGUUGAUUGGCCUGCCGGAAAACGACCCGGCCCUUACGGCACAGGUAUAUUUCCGGUUUAAGAAAGGCGAUGCGGCUUUUAUGCUGGAAGUUCCGGCUUUUGAGCCGGGCACGCUGCGGCUCGGGCUUGCUGCGCAGGGCUGGGAAGUGGAGCCGGCCCAAAGCGAACUGCACUUUUCAGAAGCCGGGCAGGAGCGCAGCCUCCAGGUCUCCAUUCGGCCGAAAGGCGAAAGCACCAAAACUGCCGUGUUGCAGGUGUUGCAAAGCACCGAUGUAAGCCAAAACGCGCCCGUGUACAGCAUAAAUGAAAUUGGCUACCAGCACAUUGACAAGCGCGUGGUAUUUGAACCGGCAAACCUUAAAUUGGUGAAAAUUCCACUCCGGAAAACAGGCCAAAGAGUGGGCUAUAUUCCUGGUGCGGGCGAUGAGGUAAUGGAGGCCCUGGAAUUGAUGGGCUACCAGGUGGAUUUGCUGGACGAAGCGGCCCUGAAAACGGCCGACCUCUCGAAAUACCAGGCCGUGGUGGCGGGCAUCAGGGCCUAUAAUACGCAGCCGUGGUUGCCGGCCAUGCGCCCCAAACUAAUGGCCUACGUUGAGCAGGGCGGCAAUUACAUAGUGCAGUACAACACGCGUUCGCGCGAUUUACUCACCAACGAGAUUGGCCCUUAUCCCUUUGAAAUAUCGCGGGAGCGCGUUACCGAAGAAGACGCAGCCCCCACUUUUUUGGAGCCGCAAAGCCCGGUUUUGAACUACCCCAAUAAAAUUACCGCCCAUGACUUUGACGGCUGGGUGCAGGAACGCGGCCUGUAUUUUGCCGGUGAAUGGGACGAGCGCUACCAUACGCCCAUUGGUUGGAACGAUACGGGAGAGCCCAUGCGCAAAGGGGGCUUGCUGUUGGCCAACCACGGAGAUGGCGCCUUUAUUUACACCGGAAUUUCAUUUUUCCGCGAAGUGCCCGCGGGCGUGGAAGGCGCUUUUCGUUUGUUGGCCAAUUUGAUUAGUUACGCUCAAAACGGUGAGAAUGAAUAA
This is a messenger RNA of Symbiodinium sp. CCMP2456, 2049 nucleotides long. NCBI's taxonomy places the organism in Eukaryota, Dinophyceae, Suessiales, Symbiodiniaceae. The record is from the annotation of a GenBank genome assembly.